CUUGUUGAUACACUUGGUUUUGGCCAUGCUCUCUACUUUUCUUAGCGGCUUUAACUUUCGGCAUUUUACCUUCCCGCACAGAACACAGAACCAAGAAAUAUUACUCUAUUGCUUCACGUUUCGUCCGCCAUGUGCAAUUUGCUGUUUUGACUCCAACGAGAAAGACUGGGUCGAAUUUUUAACCGCUGACCAAACUCUUUUCAAAUAUGGCGGCCAGCUGGAGCUGAAUAUGCUCUACAAGAAAUGGAUUGAAAAAUGGAGAAGUUACCGAUACAGAUUUGUGCCUUGGAUUGCUUUGAAUUUGAGGAAAAGAACAGUGCGAGAGGUUUCCUCCAGAGAUCAAGACAAGACAGUACCAGAUCCCAAAGUUCUUGAGUCCCUUUUAACUGUCCUACACGCUCUUCACGAUAAUGGUGUACACUCUGCAAAGAACAUGCAAUGUGCAGGGGUCAUGUAUAACGCUCUUGGUUAUGAAAUAAAGAGAUUGGAUAGCACAAUUCCUGGAGCAGGGAAAGGUGUAUUUGUCACAAAAGGAACAGUCCCAGCACAGAGCCUGGUAGCUUUAUACCCAGGAACCAUUUAUUGGCCUUAUGAACCUAUCAUGAUUCAAUCGCUUAGAAAUCCUUUCAUCUUCCGCUGCAUUGAUGGAAUUCUUAUUGAUGGCAAUGAUAAAGGAUUAUCGAAAAUUAUCUACAGGUCAAAUGCGCGACGAGAUCAAAUUGGUCCAAAUCUUCCUUGUGACACCACAUGGCUCGGAGAUGAACCUGUAAACCCACUUGCCGUGGGGCAGUAUGUCAAUAACAGGACAAGGAAUGUCCCAGCCAAUGUAGCUUACCAAGAAGUGGAUGUCCCUUUCCAAAGUAUUGCACCAAAACUGUGGAAGAACCUUCCAAAUGUUUGGUACAGUAGUGGGAACAUUGUAGGUGAAAAUGCUUUCCUAAGAAUGGUUGCACUAGUUUCAGUGGAUGAAAUUAAUGAAGGCAAAGAAGUGUUUUCCUCUUAUUUCACAGUGGUACAUUAGAAUACAAUUCCUGGUGAACAUUUUACCCUAAUCAGGGCUCGAAAAAAGAGCCGUCCAGUCGCGCGGGACAAGAAGAUUUUCCUGUCAGGCAAGUUACUUUUCAUUCUCACUUGUCAAAGGGCAAGGGCACAGCCAGGUCAUCUGCCAACUAAUUUGCAAAAAAAGUUAACUAAGACCUGCCCAGGGUAAGCAAAAUUUGAGAACUAUUGGUAUGAUGGGCAAGUUGGAAUUAAAGUUUUUUUCAAGCCCCGCUAAUGUAAUAUGCAUUAUAAUACCUUCAAAUAAAAAAAAAAAAUCAAAAAUAAUUUUGUAAAAACAUUGAAAUUGUGAUGAUAAAUAAAUGAGGAACAAAGAAGUUCAAAACUGAGAAUUAAGAUUUUCUGCAAUUAUAGCUGGACCAGUAAUAUUUAGGUACCGAAACACUGGCAAAAUUGACAGUAGGGAAACAAUUCAUUGCAUGGGGUUUGAUUUGUGUUCCUAUGACAUUUAUCGUUCUCCCAAACGUUCAUUUUGUGCUUCUAUAGUGCGAUAGAAACACAGAAUUUAUUCUCACCAUAAUUGUUUUGUUUUUUUUGUUUUUUUUGUUUGUUUGUUAGUUUCUUUGUUUUUUUUUCAUUGUUAGAGUGAGUUUUUUUAUUUAAAAUGUAAGAAACAGAAAACAUUUGCUUGUUUAUAUUGAGUGAUUGGAACUAGUUUGGGAGAAUGAGAAAUGCUGUGGGAACAUGAACCAACAGAUGAGUGUUUCCACAGCUUUUUGAAUUCUCCCAAUCUUUCACAAUCAUGAGUGUUUCUUUUACUUGACAGAAACAGAAAAUGUUUUCUAUCUUUUUUGGGAAAACAGCCUAAAGAAACUAACGAAUGUGACUACAACUUUUCUGUGUUUCUGAUUUUCAACUAAUCACCAUGAAUAUUUUCUUUGGGCUAUGUUCUAAACACAUAAAAUAUACAAACUUCUACCUUUCAAGAUCAGAAAAAUCACUGCAUAAUGAAAUAAUCUUUAAUUAUUGAAAAAAUAUUAAAUUCUAUAUAAUUAUGCUAAAUGAUUGUGCCAAUAAUUUAAAUUUGUUAUACUUAAUUACAAAUAAGCACAAAUUAAAUAUGUAAUUUUUUCUUUCCCUACUAGACUAGAAUGAUUUAACACAUUCUUUCUUUUCUAUCUACAAAAAAUUAUAGACAUAAUGUACAUUGAAUACUAACAACCUAUGUGUACUGAAUGUUUAAAUGUUCAUGUAAUUAGAAAUCUCUUCAACUUGCUAGAAAACAACAAAGAACUCUAAAACUACUUGGACUGGGUGUACUGCAUAGCAGUUCCUCUUGUUAACCCUUUAGUCCCUUUGCAUUGUCGAUAUUUUAUAAUUUGUUAAAAAUCCUCCUAGAGGUCUACUGUGACUCAUCUGACGUAGGGUUCAGCAGUUCAGCACAAAUGAUUUCAUAUUUAAUUCUAAUCAGCAUAUUCUAAAAUUUCUAAAAAUUGUUCUACAAUUAAAUGAUGCUGUAAAAUUGUGAAAGUAACAAUAGGUAACGAAACGUGCCAAAUGAUAUAAUAUCCAGUUUUUUUGUAGUUUGAUACUGACAUCUCUAAAUUUACUUCACACAAUCAUGAUGAGGUUAGCUAUAAAAGAUCCGCUUUAAAUAGACUGCUUUUGUGUUUAUUUCGAGGGCCAUUAGUUUAUCAGUUUUGUUACUGUCAAAUGUUACCCUCUCCAAUAAAUUCUACUACCACUACUACUACUAGUCUGUUUUUCUCUCAAAAUUCAGCGUAGGUUAUGAGGUGAGAUGCUUUAGCCUUCUUGGCCAUACCGCUCUUGUCUCACCUUCCUCCCUACUCAGCCAGAGCCAUAGCAUUGCAUUCACGAUAGCUAAACACUCAUUCAAGUGACCCUUAGAGAAAAACUGGCUGCCAGCAGACUAGCUAUAAAGGUUAAUGUACCACAACCAAAAUGUUCAGUGAAACUCUGCUACAACAAAAGAAAAUACUGGGAAUCCAAAUUUAACUACCAAUUCUAAGGCCUUUUAGACUCAUCUCAUUUUAUCACAUGUAAUGCAAUGUCACUAAAUAUAACAAUAAAUGUGCUAGAGUUAAUAGAA
This is a messenger RNA of Orbicella faveolata, 3109 nucleotides long. RefSeq names its product SET domain-containing protein 9-like. The record is from RefSeq and is a predicted model, not a curated record. Lineage: Eukaryota; Metazoa; Cnidaria; Anthozoa; Scleractinia; Merulinidae.